CAAAGGCACAGCCCCAUCACUACCACCAAGGGCCCCUGCGGAUGACAGAGGCCAAAGGUACACGUGCCCCUAGGGGUGACUCUGAGCUCGGGGAGGGAAGGAUGCCAGAGCCCAGGGCAAAAACCAAGAAGUCGCAGAAGACUGACUGCAGCACUCACGGAGACUGAUACACUGUGGUACAAUCGAAUGUAAUGAACUUCUCCAUUAGUGGCAAUACAGUGAUCCUGAAAAAUUCAGAGGGAUCUACGAGAAAGAACACUCCACAUUCAGAGGGAAAACUGUGGUUGCCGAAACACAGAAGAAAAACAACUGCUUGAUUACGAGUUGAUGGGGAUAUGAUUGGGGAUGUAGACUCCAAAUGACCAUCCUAGUGUAAACAUUAACAGCAUGAAAAAAGUUUUUGACCAAAGACACAUGUAAAACCCAGUGGAAUUAGCUUUUCCAAUCUCUACCAUAACCUUCAACACUGCACUGAUACUUAAAGGGGAAGCAACCUAAGGAUUAAGGAAAGGAGGAGAGAGUUGAUGACAGAGAGAUUAAAACAAAUUUAGAAGAAGCCAACCACAUAGAAAAACAGAAAGGUUGCUUUCUCUUUCUAGAAGCCAUGGAAGGCAAAAUGUCUUACCCAGCCAUAUCUCAACUGCCACCAUCAGUUUCUGCCCACUACAAUGUAAUAAUAUUCCCAAGACCAGAGGAUUUUCAUUCUGCCUCUCUCUCUUCAUGCAUAUCAGAAGCCUGCAUUUCCAUAAUUGGUUGGGGUAUGCUGUAUGCUUCCCCUUAGAUGAAAAUCUUCAUUCCCAGCCCAGAAUGAUAGUGUCCUGAGCCCUAACAGGAUUGUGGUAGUCCUGAUUUCUUGGUUUGGCUGCUCUGUAGUGUCUACACCCCACAGAAGAGAUGGAGAUAAGUGUAUUUGUCCUACUGGCCAUCUUUACUGAGACAUGGGCAGGCUCGUGUACCCCAAAUAAAGCAGAUGUUAUUCUUGUGUUCUGCUAUCCUAAAACCAUCAUCACAAAAAUACCAGAGUGUCCCUAUGGAUGGGAAGUGCACCAGCUGGCUCUUGGAGGGGUUUGUUACAAUGGGGUCCAUGAGGCAGGUUACUACCAGUUCAUAAUCCCUGACCUAUCACCUAAAAACAAGUCCUAUUGUGGAACCCAGUCUGAGUACAAGCCCCCUAUCUACCAUUUCUUCAGCCACAUUGUUUCCAACGACAGCACAGUCAUUGUGAAGAGUCAACCAGUGAAUUACUCCUUCUCUUGUACGUACCAUUCAACCUACUUGGUUAACCAGGCUGCCUUUGAUCAGAGAGUGGCCACAGUACAUGUCAAGAAUGGGAGUAUGGGCUCCUUUGAAAGCCAGUUGUCUCUGAACUUCUAUACUAAUGCCAAGUUCUCCACUAAAAGAGAAGCUCCCUUUGUGUUGGAAACCUCAGAAAUUGGAUCAGAUUUGUUUGCAGGUGUGGAAGCCAAAGGGUUAAGUAUUAGGUUUAAGGUAGUCCUGAACAGUUGCUGGGCCACACCAUCAGCGGACUUCAUGUAUCCCAUGCAAUGGCAGCUAAUUGGUAAAGGAUGUCCCACUGAUGAAACUGUUCUGGUGCAUGAAAAUGGCAAGGACCACCGGGCAACGUUUCAGUUCAAUGCUUUCCGCUUCCAGAACGUGCCUAAACUGUCCAAGGUUUGGCUGCACUGUGAGACAUUCAUCUGUGACAGUGAAAAGUUUUCCUGCCCAGUGACCUGUGACAAACGGAAGCGCUUCCAUGAAGAGACUGGAGGGGUAUUAGUUGUGGAAUUUUCCAUCCGUAGCCGAGGCUUCUCCAAUCAUUAUACUUUCUCAGAGAUUCUCUACCACCUGGUCUUCAUGCUUGGCUUGUGUGCUGUGAUAGGAGACCACACAGCAGCUGUGGCCCCUUGACCCAAAGUCACCCUUUGCUUGAUGACAUACUCAUGUUCAUGUCUGCUGCCAAAAGCAACAAAAUAUUCUUUCAUCAGGAAAGUGAAUAAAACUUGGCUAAGUUUUUGUUUCAGUAAUUUUUCUGUUUCCCCAAUUUUGGAGGGUUUUUGUUUGUUUAAUUGCUGUUCCCCAAAUUUGAUCUGUUGCUAUUUCUUGGAAUUGAAAGGGGCUUUCCUAUUCAUUCACUUCCUCUUCCUUUAACUGGGUGAAACCUUUUUUCUCCUUCCAAAUUUAAAAGUCAAGGGCUGCCAUGAAGUCCUUUGAAAACUAUGCUAAAGAUAACAGUGUACUGGGCAAACAAAGCUGACCUUUUGAAGGGGAGUUGAGGGCCAUUCAUUUUGAGCCAAUCCUGGCGCAGGAUGCCUAAGAAAGGUCAGCUCUUCAGAUAAGCAUGAUUCUGUUGAUGCAGAGCUGCCAGGCUCAAGCUUUCAACCCAUAAAAUAAAUGUGUGGCAAGAAGGUAUAAAAGCUAGCUGGCAAUAUAGGGAAAACCAGAGACCUCCUGCCUUUUCUCAGCCUGAUGGUAUCUGACCACUCAAAGAGACUUCCAGCACCAUCAAGGAAUGGCUCUUUUUAUUAUACUAAAGCAAUAUAGCACCUAACAUAGUUGACUCUCAAUACUAAUUUGCUGAUCAAGAAUGUAACAGAAAUAGGAAUACUUAACUGCACACUUGUAUAUACAAACUGCUUUCAACAUUCCUCGACUCAUUUGUCACUCACACACACACACACACACACACACCCUCCAAAAACAAAUGAACAGUUGCUGAUUCAAAGAUGGGAAUUUAUUGUAGUGAUUGUAUAAGGAAGCCAGCCUUCAGUUGAAACCACAGUGCUCAAACCCACUUGGGAAGUCUCAUCUCCAACAGUUCCACCUUUUAGUAGUAAGAAACACAGGAGAAAAGUAUUCUAUUCUAAUCAGAAACCUCUUGGCUAGUAAAUAGUAAAUUUAUGUUCACAUUGCUGUGACUAUAAAUCUUUGGCCAACAGAGCAAAUCAAUGUCUAUGUUUGGUCUGGUUUAUUUUAUUAUCAAAUUUUAUAAUACUUGUAUAUCUAUCUGCCUGGUGCUAUGUAAUAAAAGUUUCCUAAAAACAAAUAA
Monodelphis domestica (gray short-tailed opossum) is the source of this 3046-nucleotide messenger RNA. Lineage: Eukaryota; Metazoa; Chordata; Mammalia; Didelphimorphia; Didelphidae. The record is from RefSeq and is a predicted model, not a curated record.